Messenger RNA from Bemisia tabaci, 6413 nucleotides. RefSeq names its product glycoprotein-N-acetylgalactosamine 3-beta-galactosyltransferase 1. Gene Ontology annotation, molecular function: N-acetylgalactosaminide beta-1,3-galactosyltransferase activity. NCBI's taxonomy places the organism in Eukaryota, Metazoa, Arthropoda, Insecta, Hemiptera, Aleyrodidae. Gene Ontology annotation, cellular component: membrane. The record is from RefSeq and is a predicted model, not a curated record.
UCUCGGUGUGAGUGUUCAUGAGUGAUACGGGGGCAACUGUAAUUGAUAAUUGAUAAGGUUGCCGAUUGAAAAGCCUCGGAAAGUAACUACUGUGUUAAGUACUCCUACUUACGCGUUUGCUCCGUGCUUCCGUGCCGAAUUUUACGUCGAAUUUUCGAAGACGUCACACGUAUUCAAUUCUACAAAUUUUGAUCUUGAAAUGAUCAAACAUCGGUAACUAACCGAUCUCUCAACCGUGCUGUCUACUGUUCAGUGUUGUGCUCGUACUGAAUGUGCUGUGUGCUCUAUUUGGAAGCAAAAUGACUUCUUGAUUCUCUUAAAACUUUCAGUCUCAGUUCUUUUCACCCUUCGGAAUUCUUAUUGUUCACCACUUGAGUGAAAAGCUCCUCUUGAGAUCAACGAAACAGCAUUCGCAGGAACAAUGAACCUCAUUUCUUUCGGUCUCUUUUCCCUGAUCGCUGAGGAACCUUUAGCUCUGUUCUCCCGUGGCUCCGCCGCUGGAAGCUGAUUUCUGUCAUGUCCGGAAGCAUUGGAAAAUCAGUGAUCCGCCAUGCUACAAAGAAUGAGUAUGAUAAAACAAUUCUCUGGCGGGCGGACUUUCAUAGUAACUUUUUGUAUAGGAUGUCUUUUUGGCUUUAUGUGUGCCUACAUGCUCUUAUCUCUGACCUACGCUACGAUACGAGAGGUGCCCUUACUCCCGCCAAGGUAUCUUAGUAGAGAAUCAGACAGUCAUGUCCCGCCAGAUCAACAUUUCCAUGACGAUGAACGAGAGGUAGAAGCGCCCCUGGGAGAAGUUGGAGGUCAUGGUCACGAUGAAGCAUUUCACAAAGGUGAAAGUGAAGUGGCAGAUGAACUGAAAGGUAGAGUUAGAGUGUUAUGCUGGGUGCUGACCAAUCCGAAGAAUCAUAAAGUCAAAGCUCAGCAUGUCAAGGCUACUUGGGGAAGACGCUGUAAUACCCUGUUGUUCAUCAGCUCCGAAAAAGAUGAUUCAUUACCAACAGUCAAGAUAGAUGUUGGAGAGGGAAGAAAUAAACUUUGGGGUAAGACGAAGGGGGCCUUUAAGUACAUUUUUCAACAUUAUAAGGAUCAGUAUGACUGGGUGAUCAAAGCAGACGACGACACGUAUGUAAUACUGGAGAAUUUAAGAUAUCUGCUGACAGCAUAUAAUGCAAAUGAGCCUCUCUACUUAGGAUGCCGUUUUAAGCCAUUUGUGAAACAGGGCUAUAUGAGUGGUGGUGCAGGUUAUGUUUUGAGUAAAGUUGCAGUCGAAAAAUUUGUAAAAGAAGGAAUUCUCUCUCCAUCCAAAUUAUGCCGCCAAGAUGAUGGCGGAGCAGAGGAUGUCGAAAUAGGUAUAUGUCUAGAAAAUUUAGGAGUAAAAGCAGUUGAUAGCCGAGAUAGCCUGGGACGUGGCAGAUUCUUUCCGUUUGUUCCAGAACAUCAUCUAAUUCCUGGACAUACAGAUCCUAGUUUUUGGUACUGGUCAUAUAUUUACUAUCCAGUGUCAGAGGGAAUGGACUGCUGCUCUGACACUGCAAUAUCAUUCCAUUAUGUUUCACCCAACCAAAUGUAUGUAUUAGAAUAUUUAAUUUAUCAUUUAAGGCCUUAUGGAAUAACGCAUCUGGUAGAAGAAACGAAUAUCGUUCCUGUUUUCAAUGCCACCGACACUGCAUCUAGUCCUAAUUAAACUGCUCAACGAUUGUCAUGGCAAUAAUGUUGCUGUGUUUACCAUUAGGUGGCUAUUCUACUUCAUUGUGAAGUAAUGUGUCACUAUUUAAAAUCCCAAGUAGGGGCUCUUGCCGAUAUCUUGUAAAUUUUACACUUUAAGUUUAAAUUUCGGAAAAAGUUUAUUCUUUAUCAAAAAAUUUCUAAAGCUUCAAAGGAAAUAAUUUAUUUUUUUUUAUUUUUUUUUUAAAAAAAAUGUAUGUCUUUAAAUUAGGAUUUUGUGAUUUAGGACUAGUUUUGUGCUGUACCUUUUGCUCCUUUAUUCUGGCAUCUUGACCUCUAAAAAAAUUUGCAAGAAAAUUUUUUUUUGGCUAGUUUAUACGUUUGAAUAUUUUUUAUCAUUUCAGUUUUUCUUUUUUACAAAUGUCUUUGUUUGAUAUAAACUAUACGAAGCAUUGUUAAGGCGCACAAGUUUGUGUCAAUGCAUUUAAUCACAGAUCCUAAACAGGAAAAUACAUUUUUUUUCUUCUCUUUUCCACUUUAAAUUUGAAGCAAAUUUUUCCUAUUGAUAAAAAAAAAAUCAAUCAAGAAUAAAUUUUACGAGUCCUCUACUGGGAAACUAAUGAAUCUGUCGAAAUGGAUACCAAUUGUACCCAACCAGUUCUGAAGAGAAUACAACAGUUCUCCAUUCUGUAUUCCCUACAAAAGCACAAAUGAUAAACCAUUAAGUGGGUCACUACUGGGUGCCACUCACAGCUAUUUUUAGACCUCACCCACCAAUUAUUUAACCUCAAACUUUUGCUGACUCAAUUUUUGUGAGUGAUUAUAAAAUGUUCAUCGAAGGAUCGUAAUUAUAAAAGCAUCACUAGUUUUUAAUUAAUAGGCACAUAUUGCCCAGAAAAGUGGCAUAAAUAUAGACUGAUCAUUUUCGGAAUGAAUACUUAAUAUCUCGUUUGCAGCUCAUCUGGCAACAUUGACAAGUACUGAGUCCUAUCUCUGCACGGAAAGUUAGAACGAGUUUAGAGGUAGACUCUCCCCUAGAUCAGGGUGUCUCUCUUUUAUGACUUCAACAUUAUAAUUUUCCAGCUGUAAACCUUUAAAAUGUAGUACCACUUCAGUUUGAUGAAUGAUAUUUAUAUUGUUUGAAAAUCUUAAUAAUUGUGAACCCUCUCUAAAAAGAGGUGUGUGUAGUGGAAAGUAAAUAACAGGAAAAUUUUUUCCUCCCACGAGUAAAACUGAUGUGAUUCUGAGUAGGCAGUUUGUCAACACUAACAGCUUCAUUCGAAGUUGUCAGGUUUUAUUUUCAUUCUUUUUUCUUCCUAAAACUUUUUACUGCCGCUUAGCAAGUCCCCAACACUGAAUUUGUAUUUAUUAUUGCCUGUUGGCAAAACAACACUCUGAAAAAUUCAAGGUGUGCCACAUGAAUACUCAUUUGUUAUGAUGAUUAUCAUGUUCCAUGUUUUUUAAAAUGUUGUAUUAAUUUUUGCUGAUUAACUUCUCCUGUUUUUUCUCAUUUGUGCCAUGCCAUACAGAUGAAUUAGUUUUUACCGAAGUGUUAAACUGUUCUCUGAUGAACUCCUUAAAUGAAGGCAGUUUCAAGACUGUCUUUGCACACAAGAAGCAAAAAUAUACUGGAAGGCCCUCCUUACUAAAUUUAGAAUUAAUUUUAGGUUAAAAUUGAUUAAUUAAGUUGUAUAUGGCUCGAUUGAUACAAGUGAAAGACCUUACCAAAGAUAUGAUAUUUCCUGCUUGCUUGGAUUUUUUACCUCAUUUAGUUGUAAGGAAUAGUGAGUCGAACAAACUUCGAUUCAUUUCAAAUUGAAAAAGGUACUUUUUUCUCAGAGGGCCUCAAACAUGAAAGUUUUAUCCUAUUUCAAAUUUAUCAUACAGAAAUGCAUACAUUUUCAUAUUUUUUAAUGUAAGUACUAAUCAAGUGUUUUGAAAUUGUUGAAAUAUUCCUGAAUCCUUCUAAUGUAAAUUUAGGCAUUCUCAUUAAGAUUUCUUGAGGAGUAUAAUAUUUUCAAAUUAUGCUAGUCUUUAGCUUCAGUAAUGAUUUUGGGCUUCGGUUUUUGCAAAAAAAAUUAGACAGAUGGCAUGAAAAUAUGGAUGCAAGAGAGCCGGAACUGGGGAAUUUUUAAAGUCUCUUGAGAGCUUUUUUUUAUCAUCCAUGAAAUGUGACGGAACGGGUUAUCUUGGCUAUCUGAGCAUUCCAAGCGGUUAUGCCAGAGGUCAGGAUUGCAUGUAACCCACCUCGGAAAAGUGAUCUAAGUGUGAAUUCGAGGAACGUGCCGGACGGCAACAGUGGACUCGGGAUGAAAAAAAAAAAGCGAUUCAUUGCAAUUCUCUGCAGCUCGGAUACAAAAAAAGGGUUUAUACUCUCCUGCCAAGAAAGGGCACAGUAUGUAAGGGGAAAGUAGCUUCUUACCGUACAUUUUUUAUCUUAUUUUGAGUGUUAAGCAGAACAAUAUCACGCCAAAAUCAAAACAAAAAUUGAAAUAUAAACAUGCGAAAAGUGAGGACGAACAUAAGACUGGUCCAUUAGACGCCUUGUAAUCAAGCCAAGGUUGAAGUCGAUUUUCUCUGAAAGCAUAGUUUACAUACUGUGCUCACCCUCAGCACGUCAAUAUAGCUAAAGAACUCACAACUUGCCUAAAGAGAUACUCUGUGUUUUAUGGGUGCAAUUUACUUCUUUCCUCUGUUCUUAAAUUAUUCUGUAUUGCAUGAAUGACAGGGAGUAUUUGGUAUCAGUUCCGUUUCUCUCCUCUCACUAUUUUCAGUAUAGUCAAGGUACUCACAACAUAGUUUCCUCUUGCAUCAUUUUUUCCACUCCUUUGUUAUUAUGUUUAAAAAAAAAUGGGUUGAGUUACAACCCUAUCAAUACUUUUAAUCAUCUAUUUAAUAUCAUUAUUCUUAAAUUAUUUGGUUUCAAGCUCCGAUUAGAACCGUUUCGACGUCCCUCAUUCCAGUUGGUUUGAAUCUCAGUGUCUUACAUCAUGACAAAAAUCAAGCAACUGGAUUGCUGCUCAGGUCUCUUUGGUUUUCAGAUCAAUGGAAAUUUGCCUUUAGGAUAAGAUCUCAUUUGUUUAAGUAUGCUGUUUUGUUUAUUGUUUUAAUUUGUGUCAUUUUAUUUUUAGUAAUGUUCUGAUAUCAUUAAACGGUUACCAACCCUGUUAGUCCCAUUAGGUACACUGGUAGCAUAAAAAAUGGGUGUAAAAAUAAAUUGUUAAAAUCUGGUUAGAAUGAAAAUAUUUUGUUCACUUUUGAUCAUCAUUGAGGUAGAAAGAGGAAACUUUCAAUUUUCUGAAGUAUGUCCUUAGACUUAAAAUAACAAAACUAUGGAAUUAUAAUACUCCAAGCUAACCAUUAGUUUUGUAAUGGAGCUUUUUUUACAAAACUCCAAAUACAUACAAGAAUUGCAUUAGGUUUUGAAUGUUAAAUUUUUGUCUGAUUAAUGCAUUUAAAGAUUAAAAAAAGAGAAAUAAAAAGGAAGCCUUCAAUAAUCCCCUAAAAAUUCUAAAAUGCACUAGUUUUGUCUCCAUCAAGUGAUAAAGUUGCAGAAAACUAUACGCACUAUUCUUUUUUUUCAUCCUGUUAAGGGAAAUUUCCGCGAGUGGAUUUGGUCAACUUUUUCGACCAGAUCAGCAGGAUCGCAACCCAAAGAAAAGAAUCGCUUCAGUCAAGAAGUAAGCGCCCAGUUUCUUAAUGAAUUUUGGCUAACGUUUGCAUCCACCCUGGAAGGUGGGUCAAAAUCUUCGGAUGUGGUUGUCAUUGUUGCCAACAUGGAAACCAAAUUUUUCAGGGGCACCAUUGCCUGGAGGGAAUUCCGUUUUUUGGAAUGAAGGAUGGCAUUAAGUCAUGAUCACCCGAAUCCACUCUCGAAAAUUCGCCUCUUGUCAAUGGAUCAGCUCUUUUUUUAAUUGGGUAAAGAGGAUUUCUCCCAGAAUGCAAGCAGUUUUUGCAAUAGACGAGAAUCUGCCAAAUUUGAUUUAUAACUGAUGGUAAUUUUUAGGGGUCGUUUGGUCACUCUAUAAAAAAAAUUCAGGCGUCGAUCCCAUUUUCAUCCAAUAAAAGGAGAAAGAGAAAAUGGCCUAUUUUUGACUCAUAAAGAAUGUAAACUUUUCAUUGCUACCUACUAUACUGAGUAAAUAUUUUGGAUUUAAUCAUGACUUGGAAAAUUGAACCGUGACAGAACAGAAAUAUUCUUCCUGCACUUUCAGACUGAAUCCAUGCAGUGUGCAGUCGUUCGAGUCCGAUAUUAAUAAGUGUUUUCAAUUGAGAUUUCAGAGCAUACAUAGUAGAGCUCAAUAUCCAAAAGAACAUUCGUUAGCUUUUAAAGUAUCCUGGUGUGUUUUUCUCACAACAUAAUUCGAAUUUAGUCAGUAAAUGGGUUAUAAUGCUUGUUAGAUUUUUUUGUUUAUUUAAUAACAUUGAAUACGUUGCUUUGUUCUGAGUCGAAGGAGAUGUUUUAAAUCAACUUAUAUCCUUCCUUUUUCAUUCAAUGCUAGCAAUUCCUUCAUAUGAAGGCUACAUCGUUUCCUCCCCUUUACUCUUCAGCUUUUUGCCUUUCCCCCCAAUACUUUCCAUCUAAGAACUAGCCUCAUAUCAGUUUCAUUUUUGUUAUUGAUCAAAAGUGUUUUCAUGAUCAUUGUAGUCUUUUAAAAAUCUAGUCUACAAUCUAUUGUUUGAUUGAUGAAGUAACUUUGUCUUUUAAACUUGCAUUGAGUUGGAAUAAAUUUGUAUUUUUAUUGACA